AAGUUUGGAUGCGGUGGCGACGAUUUGAGUGGUGGAAACAUACGUGCUAUGGACUGAAUUUAUCAAGUUAAACAUGGCAGACAGUGAGGUCAAAACUUUGCUGAAUUUCGUGAAUCUGGCGUCCAGUGACAUCAAAGCGGCCUUGGAUAAGUCAGCUCCGUGCAGGCGCUCUGUGGAUCACAGGAAGUACCUUCAGAAACAGCUCAAGCGUUUCUCCCAGAAGUACUCCCGAGUGCCUAAGUGUCACGCGCACAGGCCCGCCGAGCACGGCAAACCCGGAGGCUCUGCUCAUGAGAGUGUGAAGGGCAGAGCGCAGGACGCGGAGAACGUGGGGAAUGCAGUAGAGCAGGUGCCGAUGAGAAAACGCCAGCUACCUGCGUCUUUUUGGGAGGAACCCAAGUUAUCCCAGGAUAGGAAGGAGAAUUCUAUCUCAGGAUUCAAAAAGUCGGAUUGGGCAGAUAAGAGGACAAGGGCUUGUGAAGAUGUGGCGAAGGCCAGUGCGUCUUCGUCCACACGUCGCGAUAAAGAUGCGCUCCUUUUGGACCUGACCUCGCAUCACUGCGUGAGCGUCUGUGGCUGCUGUCCGCUCCAGUACCACGGUCAACAGGUCCUGCACAGUCACAUUGUGGUCCCCCAUCCUCCUCUGGGACUGUGGAGCAAAGCAGCGCGCACUGACGCAGAGAUGUCCGAGCAUCCAUAUGGACACAAGAUCCACACGCACGUUGUGGUCAAACCUAUCCCCACCAAGCCUACGAUCCAGUCUCCAAUAUUCAGCGUUUUUGGCUUCAUUUGACUGACCCAAGGAGGGGCUGCACGUGUAAAUAGGACUUAUCCUGGUGUUUCAGUAGCCUUUGAUAAAAGCACUUAUUUGUAACGCUCAUGUUUGUUCUUCAUGUGACAAGGACUAUAAGUUGCACUUGCCGAGUUCUUCCAUCAGCUUAAUGUUGAUGAGGAUAAUGAUGUCACUGAGUGUUUGAUCACUGACAGUAAGGUUAAAAGUUUAAAUUUCAUUUCUCUAUUUUUUACUGUUCCCUUUUUAGCCAUGCAAAUGACGGUGUGCUGUUUUAGUUUCCUCUUUGCUGCAAAAAUAGAAUAUGUGACAGAUUUUCUUUUUGUCAAAGCAAGAUUUG
Molecule: messenger RNA, 1130 nt
Organism: Boleophthalmus pectinirostris (great blue-spotted mudskipper)
Lineage: Eukaryota; Metazoa; Chordata; Actinopteri; Gobiiformes; Gobiidae
Product: protein FAM181A
Exons: 2
Coding region: 74-793 (239 amino acids)
Source: RefSeq, a predicted model, not a curated record